CUGAACAAAUUCCGAGAUUCCACAAACAACCCAGAGAGCUCCAGGAAUGGCGAUCCGUUCCCUGAAGCGGAUAGUCCCGCCCAACGCCCUGGAGGGCUUCUUCCUGGUGGUCCUGGUGGCGGGAAUGACCGUGGUCCUGGCCAUCCUCCUCAACAUGAUGAUGCCGCAAAUGGUGGCCCAGGGAACUGCAGCUGUGACACUCUACACCCUGCUGGGCUUCUUCCUCUACACGAACAUCAUCACCAACAUGGCCAUGUGCAUCCUGGUGGACCCCCGAGCCGAUCCCAAGCGCAUGGCCCUGGAACUGGAGCUGGCCGGGGGCGGCAAGGGCUGGCACGAGUGCACCGAGUGCCAGAUGUGGGUGCCGCCGCGCUCCCGCCACUGCCGGAUCUGCGCGGUGUGCGUCCUGAAGCGAGACCACCACUGCAUCCUCACCGGCUGCUGCGUGGGCCACCACAACUACCGCUACUUCUUCUACUUCGUCCUCUACAUGUUCCUGGCCUCUGCCAUCUCGUUCGUGGUGGGCCUGGACUUUGUCUACGUCCACCGGGCCGGCAACUUUGAGUUCUUCCCCAUCUACGUGUCCCUGUUCGUGAUCGUCAUCAUCAUGUCGCUACUCUUCAUGGUCAUGUCCGGCUGCAUCCUCUACAAGCAGUGGCCAGCUAUACGGUAUGGGGCUACCAGCCUGGAGGCGGAGGCCCACAACUUUCAGUACAAUCUGGGGGUGCUGGGGAACCUCCGGAUGUUCCUGGGCAAGUGGAUGGUUCUGACCUGGAUCUCGCCGUUUAUUCCCAGUCCACUGCCCCUCGACGGCGUACACUGGGAGGUUACUAACAGGGAGGUAGGGGAUUGUUUGUGAAGGAGGCACAACUUCCAUUCCAUUUCAUGCCCAACUAUGCCAAAACCAAUAAAGUUCAAGCAGCGAGAAGCGAGCGAUGCUACCUGGAUGUUCA
This is a messenger RNA of Drosophila ananassae, 953 nucleotides long. RefSeq names its product probable palmitoyltransferase ZDHHC24. Gene Ontology annotation, cellular component: Golgi apparatus; endoplasmic reticulum. Gene Ontology annotation, molecular function: protein-cysteine S-palmitoyltransferase activity. Lineage: Eukaryota; Metazoa; Arthropoda; Insecta; Diptera; Drosophilidae. The record is from RefSeq and is a predicted model, not a curated record. The coding region runs from base 47 to 859 and encodes 270 amino acids. The transcript has a single exon. Gene Ontology annotation, biological process: peptidyl-L-cysteine S-palmitoylation; protein targeting to membrane.